Chinchilla lanigera (long-tailed chinchilla) is the source of this 4206-nucleotide messenger RNA. It is a transcript of the gene Tmc7, whose product is annotated as transmembrane channel-like 7. Gene Ontology annotation, molecular function: mechanosensitive monoatomic ion channel activity. Gene Ontology annotation, cellular component: plasma membrane. The record is from RefSeq and is a predicted model, not a curated record. NCBI's taxonomy places the organism in Eukaryota, Metazoa, Chordata, Mammalia, Rodentia, Chinchillidae.
CCGGCAGCCGGGCGUCCUCCCAGAAAACCUCUCUCUGGACUCCAGCAGCUUCUCUCCUGCUGUAAACUUCCUCCAAGAAUUGCCAAGUUACCGGUCCAUUGCGCGAAGGAGGACCACUCUCCUUUCCCGGGAUAAGCAAAGUGGCACAUUGCUGAAGCCGGCAGACUCCUACAGAUCCCAUCUGGAGGGAGAAAUCACUGAAAACCUCAAUAGCCAAUCCAUUCGGAAGUAUGCGCUGAACAUUUCUGAGAAGCGGAGACUGAGAGCCAUUCAAGAGACCCAAAUGAAGUAUUUAUCCGAGUGGGACCAGUGGAAACGGUACAGCAGCAAGUCAUGGAAGAGGUUCUUGGAGAAGACUCAUGAGAUGACCCGGCACCUGGAGCUGUGGCGGGAGGACAUCCGCAGCAUAGAAGGGAAAUUUGGCACCGGGAUUCAGUCCUAUUUCUCUUUCUUGAGGUUCCUGGUGUUGCUGAAUUUGGUGAUAUUCCUGAUCAUCUUUGUGUUGGUUUUGCUGCCAGUUUUUUUCACCAGAUACAAAAUCACCAAUAGCACCUUUGUGUCCAUUCCAUUGAAAGAUACAGAUAUGCAGUGUACAGUCUAUCCAGUAAGCAGUUCUGGACUCGUCUACUUUUACAGCUAUAUCAUAGACUUGCUUUCUGGCACUGGCUUCUUGGAGGAGACCAGCCUCUUUUAUGGACAUUACACCAUUGAUGGUAUAAAAUUUCAGAACUUCACUUAUGAUCUUCCCUUGGCUUAUUUGAUAAGUACAAUUGCCUACCUGGCCCUGAGCCUCCUUUGGAUAGUGAAAAGGUCAGUGGAGGGGUUCAAAGUCAACCUGAUUCGGAGUGAGGAGCACUUCCAGAGUUACUGCAACAAGAUCUUUGCUGGCUGGGACUUCUGCAUCACCAACCGCAGCAUGGCCGACCUGAAGCACAGCAGCUUGCGGUAUGAGCUCCGAGCAGAUCUGGAAGAAGAGAGAAUACGGCAGAAAAUAGCACAAAGAACCUCAGAGGAGACCAUACGCAUUUACUCUUUGAGACUGUUUUUGAACUGCAUUGUUCUGGCUGUUUUAGCUGCAUGCUUUUAUGCAAUCUACUUAGCAACUACCUUCUCACAAGAACACAUGAAAAAAGAAAUUGACAAGAUGGUUUUUGGAGAGAACCUGUUAAUUCUGUACCUACCAUCCAUUGUGAUCACACUGGCCAAUUUUAUCACCCCGAUCAUCUUUGCCAAGAUCAUCCACUAUGAGGAUUAUUCGCCAGGCUUUGAGAUCCGGCUGACAAUUCUUAGGUGCGUAUUUAUGCGGCUGGCCACCAUCUGUGUGCUGGUGUUCACACUGGGUUCCAAGAUCACAUCCUGUGGUGACACCACAUGUGAACUCUGUGGCUACAACCAGAAACUCUACCCGUGCUGGGAGACCCAGGUUGGGCAGGAAAUGUACAAGCUGAUGAUCUUCGACUUCAUCAUCAUCUUGGCCGUGACACUUUUUGUGGAUUUCCCUAGAAAGCUCCUGGUGACCUACUGCUCUUCCUGGAAGCUGAUCCAGUGCUGGGGACAGCAGGAGUUCGCCAUCCCAGAUAACGUCCUGGGGAUUGUGUAUGGGCAAACCAUUUGCUGGAUUGGAGCCUUUUUCUCACCCCUUCUACCUGCAAUUGCGACCAUGAAAUUCAUUAUCAUCUUUUACGUGAAAGAGUUGAGUCUUCUUUAUACCUGCAGACCUUCCCCAAGGCAGUUCAGAGCAUCCAAUUCUAAUUUCUUCUUCCUGCUGGUGUUGUUGAUUGGGCUGUGCUUGGCAAUUAUUCCUCUGACCAUCAGCAUGUCCAGCAUCCCUUCCUCGAAAGCCUGUGGGCCAUUCACUAGCUAUAACACCACCUGGGAUGUCAUCCCCAUGACUGUGACCACCUUCCCCAGCUCGCUGCAGGCUGUGAUUCAUGGCAUCACCUCAGAAGCCUUUGCUGUGCCCUUCUUCAUGAUCAUCUGCCUCGUCAUGUUCUACUUCAUCGCCCUGGCUGGAGCACACAAGCGGGUGGUCCUCCAGCUCCGAGAGCAGCUGUCUCUGGAAAGUCGUGAUAAGCGCUAUCUAAUCCAGAAACUAACAGAAGCCCAACAGGAUCUGAGGGGCCAAUAGGUCGGGCAUGAAGAUGCUACUGUGUCUGCUUCUCAGUUGGCCUCCUGACUGCUGAGCACUCCAAAGUCUACCUGGGUUCUGAGGCGAAAUUUUACAAUAUAUUUUUCUGGAGUUUUAAAGAGAUCAGCUCCCUGUGCACAGCUGUGGUGGCUGUGUUUGCAUAGCCCAGCCCCUAGGGAAGGCUUUUAGUGACUUGGAAGUGCAGGUUGAAACCUAGGUCUUUACCUGUACGCUGGUAACUCAGUGAUGACUCCACCGAAAUAGUAACUCGUCUAGCUGUUCGGGGUUUUACAACAAAAAUCAAGGGGAGACUUUUAUAUUUUUUAAAAGCUUGUUUUAUGUUGUCUUUCAAAGUUAACCCAAGGUCAUCUGUUCCCGAAACUGCGUUCUUUUUUUUGAACCUGGCUCUAGGAGUUUAGUCUGAGGAGUUUUCCUUAAAAGCUGUGGUCCUCCUGAAUGAUUCCAGUGACUUAAAAUGAAAACUGACUUUUUUAAAUGAAGAGAAUCCUUGAAUCAUAAUGCCUGGAACAGGUGGUAAGGACAAAAAGCAGACUGUCAUGUAAUUUUGGUUACAUGGUGGUAGUAAGGGAGAAAAAUCAGUCCCUGCCGUGUGAAUAAGCAGUCCCUCAACAUCCUGAGCAACCUUCACAAAGAGGACUGUGGCAUAUUGGCUGCCUUGACUUCUCAGCUUUCUAGGCAUUUUGCUGUAACCUUAUUUAUUACUCAGGGGAAAGCUGCCGUAGUUACCCAUAAGCCUUCAGUUUCUGUCUGGUCUACAGUUCUGAGACUUGGCAGAAGCCCUGUAUGGUUGGAAUUAGGAGGCAGACAAAGUUUGUCUCUCAGUCUUCCCAAGUGCUGGUUCCCAUCCUUCACUAAGGUGUCCAUUUCUGAAGGACGCACACAUAGCAUUUCAGAGCCAGGCCGCAGGGGUGGUUUAGUAUUAGAGCUAUGGCUUAUGUGCGUAAGUGUUUUGUGGUAUGGGUUACAGCUCAGCCUUUUCAUUAUACCAGCCUGUGACAUAUACUGGGUGCUGGUUUCUUAAAUGCACAUUUCCACAUUUUAAAGGCUGCCAUUUGUUUCCCUGUGCUUAAAAUUUUAAGAGCACAUGACUUUAUUAUGCAAAACAUUACAAAAGCACAGUAUCUAAGAUUUCCGUUACAGUAAAAAAUGCAAUAAAUACCUCAUCAUACGUGUACCUAAAUUUGACACCCUGAAGCCUUUAAUUGAAGCCUAAGUUAUUAUUUAAUGCAAUCCAUUUUCAUUUAAUGCAUAAUAUUUUCAAAAUCAUUGUCAAAGUAUUCUGUCAAGUUUCCUUCCAUUGUUUUUCUUCCCUUUCGCUGGCUCCAGCCCUUUUGUGGAGUUUAAAGCUUUUAGAGAGCUACUGUUGAGAAUAAUUCCCACCCACCUCUAGACUGCCCCAUUACUCUAAGAUGAUUUGCUCCUUGCUCUGGGAGGCAAAGAAAGUGGUCAUAGCUGACGCAUUUCUGGAUUCAUGGUCCUUUGUCACAACCAUGUGUGUGCUGUGCUGCUGGGGAUGGAACCCAGGUCCUCAGCAUGUGCUUCUGUACCGCUGGCCACUCCCUGACCUCAACACAACCACUUUCUGGCUCUGGUAGAAAGUACCAUUAACAUGGGGUAUAUCUGUACCUGCGAGACUGAUGUUCUUCUCAGUCUCUCCCUGUCUCAUUAAGGUUUAUGAGUUUCUAAACCAUUUAAUAAUUGGUAUAAAUUUUGAGCAAUCCAAAGUCCAUUCCAUCCUCACUUAAAAAACAAAUUUUGGCAUUUCUGUCCAACACCUUUGUAAUGUACUUGCCUUCAGCAUGCUCCUGAGGACAGGGCAGGUUUCUAUUUGUGUGUGUGUAUUGUAUAAAAUAAAAAUAUAUUGCCCUGUUUUCUUUUCAUUUUUAAAUUGAUAGUGAAAUAUGCUAAUAGCAUAUUAGUUUUACUUAAGUGCUGCUAACUUGAAUACCUCUUACUUGAAUUUUUUAUGUUUUGAUAACUAAUAACUUCAGGUGAUAUCUGUGUAAUUUUUAAAGUGAAGCUGUUUAACAUGUGCAUUAAAACUACUGAUCAAAUAA